GGUCUCAAUCUUCCCCUUCACAAAAAUAUCAGCAGAGCACUGCCAUUUGCUUACCCUGUAAUUGUGGGAUCUAUACAUGUAAGCAUUUCUUCACUCAGGCAACUCUGUAUAAAAGCAUCAAAUGAAAUCCUAAACUAAAAUUAAAAAAAAAAAUGUAUUUAAGGACUGUACAUAUUUUCUUCUCUUUCUUUAUCAGGAGGACUUAAUGAGAAGAAUCAGGAGAAACAGCCAGGCUCUCCUCCAGGAUCUCUUUUACAGGGGGAUCCACGGAGGAGACAGAGAUACUCCUAUUCCAGCUCAGCCUGGUAGAGAUGCUAAAAUGAUCCACUCAAUCGCAAGCCUGAUCAGAGCGAAGAGCAAACUCCUCGUCCUGGAGAAUCCUGACACUGUGGAGAUCUACAAGCUGGAUGAUGCAACAGCCCGUCCUAGCAGAAGUGGUAAAGAUGAUGUUUACCUCCCAGCCAUCACAACGAAGCCGUCAAGUCUAAAGUCAAUGGGAGGGUCUCUGAGUCAGUCCUGCCCUUACCUGUACGACAAAAGAAGAGGAUCUUUCUCCUCAGUUGCCUCUCAGAGAACUGGAGGUCACCCUAAAAAACAGAGUAACCUAAAGGCACAAAAAGAGGCAAAGAAAUCCAAUGUCACCGUGACAAUGACCUACCUAGGACAAGGCCGUCGGGGGUCAGGGUUGGGGUCAGGUCAGGACGAGCUGAAAGUACUCCAGCAAGUCAACGGAGGGGAGAAUAUCUGUGUCUUCAAAGGCGUGGUGACUCCAGGAGAGCAGUUUCAGUUUGUCUCUCAGAGACACAGAGGUUUCCCCUUCAGUGCCACCUUGUACGUUAACAGCAUCAUGGUGGCCAGAAUCAGUUCGUGCUGCGAGUACCGCUACGCUCCCGGCUUCCAGCAGGGCAGGAAGAGCUGCUUCAGAUUGGCUUGGCUGGCUGGUGGCAUACCCUGUUACAGAUGCACAAGUCUCCGAAACAAAUACAGCUCCAGCCAGCAGCUGAACAACGGCACAAAAGACAACUUAAUUCUCCCUCUAGAGCAGAGCCCUGGCAAUGGCACCAUCGAGUCGUGUCCAUCAUCCCCUCUGUUUAUCCCAGCCAAACCCGAGAGGAAAUCAGGGAGGAGAACAAGAAAACAUAUCAAGCAAGGCAGCAGAGGAUCUACAGACAGCGAAGACCCUGCUGUAGCUGGGAUUAAAGAGACUUCCAAGAAGAAACAACGCAAGGGUCAAACUAAUCAGAAAGAGAGCAAAGGAAAAACAGCUGGAAAUAAGAGGGAAGAGGGACAAGACAGCAAGGGCUUGGAGGGCUCGCACAGGUCAACAGUGACUGAAAAAUGUGAAGACCAAGCAUCGUCUGACAGACGAGAACAGAAGCAGCAGAAACCAACCAGCAAUGUCACAGAGCCGCAGAAAGAGCAGCCGCGAUCAAACAUGACAAGGAAAGUUCUUGAUUCACUGCAGGAUGAGGAAGCACUGACUAAGCAGAACAGAGAGAAACAGAAGGAGCUGGGAUCAAAUGGGAAAAGCAGAGAUGGGGAAAGACUGAAGGACUUCUAUGAAGAAUGUGUGGAAAUGAGCACGGCGUUGGAGCAGGACCUAAACAAACACAACUGGUUCAAGGCAAACAUCCUGGAGAGAUGCCGGCUCCAGAAGAGGCUGUCAUCGUGCCCCAAAUCUCCAGGCUCGGAUGUGGAGCCCAGUGCAGAAAGUGAUACAGUUCCGCAGCCUGAUGGAGAGCCAGAGGAAGAAGUGGACACUGCCAGCCACAGUACUGGCAAAGAAGAGCCUGUUAAAGAACAAGACCUGCAGGCGCAGCUCCACGCCAUGAUGACGGUGCUGAGCACAUCCGAUGAGGUGGAGCAGCUGGUUCUGAGGAACACGGACCUGACAGACGACCUUCUGCUGAGCCUGGCGGAGGCCUUGAAGAGCAGCCUGUCCAAGGUCACACUGCUCAACCUCAACCUCAACCUCAUCGGCCCAUAUGGAGCCCACAUCCUGCUGGACGUUCUGAGAGUGAAGCCUCAGAUCAGAGGCUUACACUUGUUUGGAAACAAACUGCGUGACCAUGGACUGCUGACCCUGUUGAAUGGAAUAGCUGAGCUGCAGGAGCACACAGCGAGAGCUGCUGCUGCCAUCCAACAGGCCAUGCUUUUCCCAUCAGAGCAGAAUAUGCUUCUGCAGCUCCCCACUGGGUGGAGCUCUUUCAGUGUUUUUGCGCUUUUGGAACUAGAUAUUGGGGGAAAUGGCUUGAGCAGCGAAGGGGUAAAGGUGUUAGCAUCAUACAUGAGGCACCACUCUUAUCUUCAGUACUUAGGGCUGGCGCAGAAUAGCGGCGCCGAUCUGGCGGCGUGGAAGGAACUUUUCGACAGCCUCAAAGGAAACAGCUCGCUGACUCAGAUCAACCUAGACGAGAACAACUUGGGAGACCCUGGGGUCAGGCUGCUGGCUGACAUGCUGAAAGAGAACGUGAGUCUGCGGCAGGUGGAUCUGGACAGGAAUGGCAUCAGCGACGUGGGAGGAAACGACAUCAUGGGCGCGUUGCUUUGCAGGACGCAGGUACCGUUGAUGCACCUUAGCCUUCAUGAGAACAACAUCAGUUCAGGACUUAUGAGUAGGAUACAUCAAGAGGUCAAAUAUAAAUGAAUCCUGCAGGAGUGGAAGAAUACAAAGAAUGAGAAUCUAUGUAACACAAACAAAGCACUGACUUUGAGAAUUCAUAAUAUUCCUUGUUUACAUUUUGAGGUCAGAGAGAUUUUUUUUUUUUACCAUCAAACACACACACACACACACACACACACACACACACACACACACACACACACACAAAUAUCUCUUCCUUCCUGUAAGUGGGUGGCCCUGCUAACAAAUGCUGCAUCUUAGUUUAGCCCAGGCAGGUAGUGUAGGAGGUAUGUUUGCUUUAGGACUGCACUGUGGUCUGGAUGGAUUUUCAAAGAGAUCUCAAUGAACUGAACCUUUCUUCUUUGUGGUGAGGUUUCAUCUUAACCUUGAGGUUUUCUUCUUCCCACCAGCAUUACCACUCCUGACUCCACACCUCCUACUUUGCUAAAACUGAUUCCAGUGUCAUUUUAUUGAAUAAUUUGCUGCCUCCUGACUAAAAAGAAACCAAAGUGAUUCAUUCCACCCACAGUAUUUACAGGUCAUGGAUGACUUACCCACAACUUUCCCCCCUCCCAGAACAUUUUAGUAGCCACCAUGAGACCCCCUUCCUCCACUUUUACA
Messenger RNA from Sander lucioperca (pikeperch), 3244 nucleotides. RefSeq lists its product as uncharacterized. Lineage: Eukaryota; Metazoa; Chordata; Actinopteri; Perciformes; Percidae. The record is from RefSeq and is a predicted model, not a curated record. The coding region runs from base 206 to 2647 and encodes 813 amino acids. Gene Ontology annotation, molecular function: protein binding. The transcript has 11 exons.